Molecule: messenger RNA, 3011 nt
Organism: Amorphotheca resinae ATCC 22711
Lineage: Eukaryota; Fungi; Ascomycota; Leotiomycetes; Helotiales; Amorphothecaceae
Exons: 6
Coding region: 499-2859 (786 amino acids)
Biological process (GO): galactose metabolic process
Molecular function (GO): nucleic acid binding
Source: RefSeq, a predicted model, not a curated record
CAUUGUUACGGCUCACGUCUCUCGAACACCCCCCCGACCGAACCUGGCCUUACCUUGCCCCCCUCAACAAGAGCAGCCAGAGCUGGAUAUGCUCUGAUUUCUGUUCGCCCACAUCCCUCCUCAGUUCCAUCCACCCUGGCAUAUACUGCCCGCUUCUGGAAGAACUUCUAUAUCGGGCGGAGAAGUGGUAGUUCCGCAAAUCUGUCGUACGCUGUCGUGGGAUCGAAUCAAACGGACCCCAGAAUUCUACGACUCCCAUUGCACUCCUCCCCAAGAAAACAUCCAACAUCACCCAGCUGCUUGUCGACCACGACAAUGACCAGAUGUCACCUCUCUGCAUCGGGCGCUUUUAUUAACCUUCUCCCUUAAUUUACUUUCAAAAAAGCUUUGGUUUCUACAGGCACCUCGCCUGGUUGCGAUCUCACUUUGGUCCGGUCUGGACGACCACAUUCAUUUUCCGCGACUGGAAUUUCGCCCAGUCGUCCAUAUCUUCGCAAGAUGACUGCCGCCUCGAUGUCUGCAGAUCCAUCUAGACUAUCUUUCGCAAAGGUCGCCGCAUCAGCCGGGAAAGAAAAUGCAACUCAUACCUCGUUCGCCAAAGUCGCCGCAUCAGCGCCUGCCCGAGAUGUACGGAAGGAGAAUACCAAUGUGCAGGCUGAUGAGAAGGAGCUGAAAGCAGGCCCGGAUCAACCAAUUGAGGUAUCAAUUAGCGAUCCUGCCGCUAUUCAGAGUACCUCGAAGCCGUCCAGUAACCAUGAGUCAAAAGCUGAGGGAGCAGGCUCAUUGACGGAUGGAUCAGGCGUCAGCAAAGCCGAUCUUGUCAAUGCGGUCAAAGCUUUAAACGUUAAUGAUCCGAUGCCCAGCCUUGUCGUUAAUGGAUCAGGAGCUGCAAAUAACAGCAGCAAAUCUGAUAUGGUCGAGGGGUUCUCAGAGGACCCAUUUCAACGGGCAGAUUCUGGGUCCGAACUGGGCACCAAACCACCAAGUCUGGAUGGGAAGAGUAUCACUUCAGGGACCACGUUUGCCUUGGAUGAGAAAGAGUCUUUGCGCCCAGAUGAUAGUGCGAGCGUUAAAGCUGCUGAGGAUGAUGAUACAUUCUCAGGACGAGGCUCUAUCGUGGCAGGCUCUAGGAUUGGAUCAGAAGCCGCAGCCCGCACAUAUCGAUCCCAAUUUUACGAAGCUCCUGACAAGCGUGGUGUACAACCUAUGCAAGAGCGCCAGGGUCAGGGGGUUAGUACGCCCCAAAGUGGUUCCUCGGGACAGCAGGUUGUGGAUGACUCGAAAUCGAAGCCACUCGGCGGCGCAACAGGAGUGCCUGAUGCUUUCAAUCUCUUCUAUCGCCAGACGCCAGAUGAGAAACUGCUAGAGGCUUUGGAGUCACCCAAGGAUCGAAUAUUUUUGCUUCGACUCGAACAAGAGGUGAUAGAAUUUGUGAAAGACUCGAAAGAGCCAUUCAUCGACCUCCCACCAUGUAAUUCUUUUUGUAGAAUGCUAACGCACAAGCUUGCGGACUAUUAUCACAUGACCCACCAAGUGGACGCAGUUGCUGGAGCCGUUCGUAUUUUCCGGACUCCAUUUUGUCGAUUGCCGCCGCCCCUUACUAGUAUUUCGAACCCUCCUACUUCUGGAAACACUCCACCCCCGGCCAUGCCGGCGAUGAAGAUUAUGCGACGAGGAGGCGAUGGUGAUACAGGCCCAAAUACCUCGAAGGCAACUUCGGAGACUGGUAGUGAUAGUAAAGAUAAAACGCUUUCCGCGAAAGAGAAGCUGUCUAGAGAAGAGAGGGAAGCGGCUUAUAAUAAGGCACGAGAGCGCAUAUUUGGCAAGGAUGAGAAGACGGGUGAUGGCACUCCUGAUGGAAACGAGAUGUCCCGAUCGAGCUCUGUCUCCACCAAAGACAGAUCUAACCAAGGUAAAAGGGCGAAGCCUGCUAAGCAGCGUCGAGAAGACACCGAUAGCUUUGACGUACGAUCUCAGUACACACCCUUCUUCCCCCAGCAGGCUCCCACAGGACCAACCUGGGCACCUGCUCCCCAGUAUGCGCCAAUGGUUCCGCAGCAGUUCAAUGGCGUUGUUCAGAAUGGGUAUCAAACCACUAUACCUCAACAAUUUGGUCCCCAAAAUCAACCAUUCAACCCAGUCAUGAUGAACAAUGGCAAUAUACAGACGUACAACAACAUGCCGCAGCAGUUUUCUCAGCAGAACCAACCACGGUUCCAACAGCAUGGUGCACCGAUUGCCACAUACAACUCACAUGUUCAAUCUCCACCACUUGUACAUCAACAAUGGCAACAACCGACUAUGUAUCAUAAUAUUUACCAGCAGUCCCGGGGACCCAUGGUACCAGGAUCACAAAGCACGAUUCCUUAUGCUUUUGGCCAGUUGCCCAGUACAGCUAAUCCAGCUGAUCCCAAAAGUCAGCAUCCUAUUCCUGGAAGUUUCAACCGCCAUGCUUUCAAUCCCAAGACUCAAUCCUUUGUCCCUGGCGGCACUGGCCUUCCUGUCCCUCAACCUAUGUCACAUCAUGGAUCCCCUCAUCACGGGUCUCCCCAUCUGUCUUAUAAUGCCUACACUCCGCCUCAGCAGCAAAUCGGUAAUGGAAUGGGCUACAGCAUGGCUCGGCAGGGUUCAAACAACUCUUUGCCAUCGUAUCAUGCAUCUCCUCACAUGGCACCAAGGCCAAUGAUGCAUCAAGGAAUGCCUCAGGGUAUGCCACAGAACAUGUCUCAAGGCUUGCCGCAAGGGCCUCAUGGUAUUCAGAAUAUGCAGAACGUGCCUCAAAACGGUCAAGUUGGAAACCAUCUCCCAAACUAUGGCAAUCCUGCCACACUGCCCCCAAAACCACCACCAGGAGUUUGAGGUUUCGGGGCCCGUUAUAUGAUUAUCAGAAAGUGGCGUAUGGAAGCAUUGGAGGAGUUAGUGGGGAAAUUAAGGCAUCAAAACGAAACUUUACCAGGUUUACAACAUUUGAGCUGAUAGACCACGCGUGCAAUAAACUACAAUAAGACGAA